CAACCUAUAGGACUGUGAGUUAAAAGUCUAGCGGUUUCCGGGUCUCUAUUAAAUUAUAAAAUGAGUUUACACGUAAACUAUAUGAAGUGUAACGAGGACCAAAUUGUCCAUCCAGGUUUUACCGAGAACACGUUCACCUUUGAGAGUCACGAUGGCACGCAGGCACUGACGGUGUCUGUUCCAGAGGUUCCAGCUGCGCAGUAUGGGAUGUACGUGUGGCCCUGUGCAGUGGUUCUGGCCCAGUAUGUGUGGAGCAGCAAAGAGAAGAUCCACAGACAAUCCGUCCUCGAGCUCGGUGCUGGGGUGAGUUUGCCAGGCAUUGUAGCUGCGAAAUGUGGAGCUCACGUGACUCUGUCAGACAGUGCAGAAAUUCCUCUGUGCCUAGAAAACAGCCGGCGGUGUUGUGAGCUUAAUGGUCUACCUGAAGUGCCUGUGGUUGGACUCACCUGGGGAGAGAUAUCACCUGCACUGUGUUCUCUACCACCUGUAGACAUCAUACUGGGAUCAGAUGUUUUUUAUGACCCUGAAGAUUUUGAAGAUGUACUUGUAACACUCUCCUUUCUACUAAGACGAAACCCUUCGGGUCAGUUUUGGACCACAUUUCAGGAAAGAAGCUCAGACUGGACUAUAGAAUCCUUGCUGAACAAAUGGAACCUGCAGUGCACUGAUGUCUUAUUAGAUAAAUUUCAUGCAAACGAAAAACAUAUAGCUGGAUCGACUCUACCUGGAAAUCAUUCAAUACAAAUGAUGAUUGUAACGGCAAGGACUAAAACGUAAUUAAUAUUGUAUGUAGCAAGAAUGUUGGUUGAAAUCAUACAUAUGAACAAUAGAUUUUUUUCAUGCUUUAUUUUUAUAUUUUAUACUUUAUAUUUAUUAUUUGAUUGAUUUAAAUUGUGUUGUAAAUAAAAUCUGAGACCACAAAGCUAUAUUCAAUGUCCUCUACAGUUAAUAUAAAAGGGAUCCUCGAACAUCAGGGCUGACGGCAGCAGUGGGCAGGGGUUAGCUUGGCCACCCAAAUUUGCAUCUUGGCCACCCAAGUUUUAUUUAAAAAUUUUAGCCAUAAGAAAUAUUAAUAGAAAAUACCAGCAUGAUGUCUAACUUCAGAUUGGGUGGGCAGCCUACUGCAAAUGAUUAAUGACCAUAUGCAGCAGUUCUACCCAAAGCCCUGCCCCAGCUAAACAGAAGAGUUUCUCAACCCUACCUCACACUACUUUCAGUUCAACAUGCUUAUGUUGAAUAUGCUUAUGUGAUGUAGAGGUCGACUGAUUUUAUUGAUACUGAUAGCUAGGUUGGAUCGUACUUGCCGAUAACUGAUUAAUCAAC
Silurus meridionalis is the source of this 1323-nucleotide messenger RNA. RefSeq names its product methyltransferase like 23 (gene mettl23). Gene Ontology annotation, cellular component: cytoplasm; nucleus. Bases 61 to 777 code for a protein of 238 amino acids. The transcript has 5 exons. The record is from RefSeq and is a predicted model, not a curated record. Lineage: Eukaryota; Metazoa; Chordata; Actinopteri; Siluriformes; Siluridae.